CACCCACUCUCAGAAGUGUCCAAGUGCAACAAAUCCAGACUAUGGAACAGUCGCCCAGCCUCCACGUCUCGCAUCGGCAACCAGAUCCAGACGUCCAACAACGCCCCACUCUGCAUCAGCUGGCAGCGCCCUUCCAGCUGCUCCUCGGACGACCAUCCCAAACAACACAUCUGUUCGGGUUGCGGAGGAACAGAACAUGGUGCCAGCUCUUGUCCUCUCGCGCAGGAGAAUUGA
Messenger RNA from Trametes versicolor FP-101664 SS1, 234 nucleotides. RefSeq lists its product as uncharacterized. Lineage: Eukaryota; Fungi; Basidiomycota; Agaricomycetes; Polyporales; Polyporaceae. The annotation marks the transcript as partial. The record is from RefSeq and is a predicted model, not a curated record. The transcript has a single exon.